CGCUACUAGCUUGAUUUGCCUAUUCGUUUGUCUUCAAUUAAAGGAGAUGAUUCUCCACUUUUCCAUUAAAAGUCGCUCCCUCGCUUCGCCCUCUUCUCAAUCCCGAAACAUGAUGGCGAUGACAUGAUGAUGAGCUCCGUCGAGCGCUGCUUGAUUGGCUGCGUGUUCCUCGUCUUCAUGUCUCUCUCCGCUCCUGCUCUCUGCUCAUCCGCAGACAGCAUCGCUUCAUGCCUGACCCAACACAACGUAAACAACUUCACCACUUUCCCCGCCACCGAAAAUGAGUCGGCACGGUACUAUGAGCUGCUCAACUCCUCCAUCCACAAUCUGCGGUUUUCAGGCCCCGCGGUCCCCAAACCGGUCGCUAUUAUCUUCCCCGGUAGCGUCGAGCAGCUUAAGAGUAGCAUCGUGUGCUGUAGGGAAGGCGCAUGGGAGAUCAGAGUGCGGUCCGGUGGGCACAGCUACGAGGGGACUUCAUGGGUGGCCACCGAUGGAGCGUUCGUGGUCGUCGACAUGAUGAAUCUGAAUCGGGUCCGUGUGGACCUUGACACCAUGACGGCAUGGGUCGAAGGCGGGGCCACACUAGGGGAGACCUACUACGCCAUCGCAGAGGCGAGCGAUGUCCACGGGUUUUCGGCAGGGUCAUGCCCAACCGUGGGAGUGGGUGGACACAUCAGCGGUGGCGGGUUCGGGCUACUGUCGAGGAAAUACGGACUAGCUGCAGAUAAUGUGGUCGAUGCGCUCCUGGUGGACUCAAGAGGGCGGUUGUUGGACCGCAAAGCCAUGGGGGAAGACGUGUUUUGGGCGAUUCGGGGCGGCGGCGGUGGCCUCUGGGGUAUCAUCUAUGCCUGGAAGAUCAAGUUAUUAAACGUGCCACGGAAAGUGACAGGCUUCAUAGUCUCCAGGCCAGGAACAAAACACCAAGUAGCAACGUUGGUUGGCAAGUGGCAGCAUAUUGCACCGAACUUAGAAGACGACUUCUAUUUAUCAGCUUUCGUAGGUGCUGGUUUGCCAGAGAUGAGGACGAUAGGGAUUUCAGCUACUUUCAAGGGCUUCUUCCUGGGUCCAAGAACUGAAGCUGUCUCUCUCCUAAACCGGAAAUUUCCGGAGCUCGGCAUCGAGGAAGAAGACUGCAAGGAAAUGAGCUGGAUCGAGUCGAUCCUGUUCUUCUCGGGGCUCGGCGAUGGAAGCACCAUUUUGGACUUGAAAAACCGGUUCAUAGACUACAAGUACUACAAAGCCAAAUCGGACUACGUGAGGUCUCCGAUAUCCUUGAGCGGGAUCCUGGAAGCCCUGGACAUACUCGAGGCAGAGCCCAAAGGGUAUGUGAUCCUGGACCCUUAUGGAGGAAUCAUGCACAAGAUAAGCAGCGAAUCCAUUGCUUUCCCGCACCGGGAAGGCAACCUGUUCACGAUCCAGUACCUCGUCGAGUGGCACGAGAACGACAACGAGGUGAGAGACGGGUACUUAAAUUGGAUCAGAGGGUUCCACGAUUCGAUGGCGGCCCAUGUCUCGAGCGGGCCGAGGGCGGCUUAUGUCAAUUACAUGGACCUUGAUCUUGGAGUGACGGGACUGAUCGAUCCUAGCGCUGGUAAAGAUGACGCAGUGGAGAUCGCCAGGGCGUGGGGCGAGAAGUACUUCCUGGGGAAUUACGAGAGGCUCGUGCGAGCCAAAACGAAGAUCGACCCUCUCAAUGUGUUCAGGAAUCAGCAGGGGAUUCCUCCCAUGCCUCCGGGUGGCGGUGCCAGAGCAGGACGCCUCGACGCAGCGAAAUGAGCUCGACAGCGUCGUCGGAGGCGGAGGAGAAGAGGAGGGAGAUGAGGAGACUUUGUUAAUGGUGAUUUGAUGCGUAUGCGCUUACAAGAUGAGGGAUGGAAGGGUUUCUGUUUGCAGGAGGUUUGAGUCCUGUAGGUGGUUUGUUCUAAUGCUAGGAGUCUUACGUGGUUUGAACUUGAAAAAAAAUAAAAAUAAACAACCACCUAGUGCCUCGAAGCUAUAGAACAUAUGAUUUACAUCACAAUAUACACCCCUCAAAUUAAGCUUUAGCCCAGUCGUAUGAGCUACUCUUGAUCAGAAUUGUUGGAUAGCAUGUCAUAGCUCCUAAGAAAGUAUAACAUGUGAUGGGUUUCCAAAUUCUCUCGUUGAACAUUAAAUAAAAGUAGACACGCC
Eucalyptus grandis is the source of this 2169-nucleotide messenger RNA. Its product is annotated as reticuline oxidase. Gene Ontology annotation, molecular function: FAD binding; oxidoreductase activity. The record is from RefSeq and is a predicted model, not a curated record. NCBI's taxonomy places the organism in Eukaryota, Viridiplantae, Streptophyta, Magnoliopsida, Myrtales, Myrtaceae.